Messenger RNA from Pocillopora meandrina, 744 nucleotides. The record is from the annotation of a GenBank genome assembly. Lineage: Eukaryota; Metazoa; Cnidaria; Anthozoa; Scleractinia; Pocilloporidae.
GUAAAAUAUUUUAUUUCUUUUCAGGCUCAAUCAUGCUUUGCACAAAACGACGUGUUUCUUCCAUCAGCCAAGGUGAAGACGUUGGAACCCGAGAUCACGACCUCGACUCCUCUGCCCGUGACCGAGAGGAACCUGUGGGGAAUAAGAAUGUGGCAGGUGGCGGGAUUAGCCUUCCUGUCCACCGUAGUGCUUGGUGAGUGUCUACUGAUAACAGCGUCAUCCCAAACUGUAAACCGGCUUCUAUUGGGAAGACACCGAGGCCAAUUUACCUCAACAAAUGAGUUCAUACAACGAAAUUAUUUUGUAAUAACCCUCACUGACGCAGCGCCAGUGUUUCAUUAGAAACCUACCCAUGGGGACUGGGGAUAGGGCUCGUCCUCGUCUCACCGGUUUUUAACUAAGCUUAUGCGUUUGAUUUUAGUCAUAUUUUGUUGCUGCCUCUGUGACUGUCGUAUCCCUAAGACUACUUAUGACAAAGAGGAAAAGCCACAAGAAGACAGUGACUGCAGUGAUAUUGAACCAGCGGUUACCGUCCGUCUAGCACCAGUGGUGACACAAAAGCAAGAGCCUAAGGGCGAGAAAAUGCUGGUUAACGGUUCCUCUCCCCAGGAACGUCACAGGGGCUCCAGAAAACACGAGAUAGGAAAAGCAAAUUCCGCUUUUGAGAACGACGGCGAAAAUUCUGCUCUGCAUAAUGAAAACUGGAUAGGAAAGCCGCGUAUUUCAUUCAGCCGGCAGCCUUAA